Astrephomene gubernaculifera is the source of this 2612-nucleotide messenger RNA. The record is from the annotation of a GenBank genome assembly. Lineage: Eukaryota; Viridiplantae; Chlorophyta; Chlorophyceae; Chlamydomonadales; Astrephomenaceae.
ACCGACAUGGCUGCAUUUCAAUGUAAGCGCUUUGUAUGUUCUUUGUGUAAGACUAGCAAAUGCUGCAAUAGUAAUGUAUAGCUAUGGUCCGCUGGCGACAAUUCAUAAGCGCGCGAGGACGACGACAUAGCGACGUUUUGUCGCGGACUAUUAUGACAAAACUAUCGUCUAGAGCAAUAUAGUAAACGCCGCGGGUGGCGCUUUGCACUCAAGCGCGAUAGCCGGGAGCCAUGGAGGACGCGAAGUCCGUCCGCUAUGUCUCCAAAGACCCCAUCCAAAACCUCAAGAUCCAAGUUACCUUGUGGCGUUUGAGUGUUCAGAGGCCCCAAGUCACUCUCAACAACGCUGCGGUCGCGAACUCGGCUCAAGCCCAAAUCCAAGCUCAAACCGAAGCACAUGUCCAGUCAUCCCUGCAGCAGCAACUCCAACAACAACCCUUUCCACAGCCCCAACCCCAACCUCAGCCUCCCCAGCAGCCGUACAAUGCCGCCCUGGGACCGCUAUCAGGCGGUGUCACAUCCACCGGCCAAGCCCCUGAUCCCCAGACACCUGCGGGCAUUGCGGCAGCUGCGGCAGCAGCAGCUGCUGCCUCCGCCGCAGCCUCAGCAGUUGCGGGAGGCAGCACCGGUGCCGCGGCCGAUCAACAACAAGCGGCUGCAGCAGCCAUGCAACAACAACAGCAGCAGUUGAUGCUGCAACAGCAGCAGCAGCAAUACCAGCAACAAAUGUUGUUCCAACAACAACAGCAGCAGCAACAAAUGCUGAUGCAACAACAACAGCAGCAGCAGCAGGCGGCUUACAUCAGCAACCCGCAGUGGCAGCAGCAGCAGCCCCGGGCCCCGGGAGCACAUCCUCCGCCUCCCCCCCAGGCCGGCCAAGCAGUGGCCGAAUCCUACAACGACCACCUAACGCCGCCUCUUCUUCCCGCUCCCUUUGCUGCUGCCACCGCUGCUGCCGCGGCUGCUCCUCCUCAACCUCCUCAUCCGCCUGCUGCGGCUGCUGCUGCUGCCGGGUUUGGCAGGAGCUCAUCUUCUUCUCAGCGCCAGAGGAUGGGGCCGGGGCAGGUUGCUAGCGCUGUCACAGCAGCAACAGCAGCGAGCGGCGUGCAGCAGCAUCAGAAAGGGCAGGGAUACCAAUCGCACACAUGGAAUCCUCAUCCUCGUCUUCAGCAGCACCCUGCAGCAGCUGCAACAGGAACAGCCGGGGCGCCAGCAGCAGUCGCGGAUCCGUUUGCCUGGGUCAGCAGUGGUGGCUAUGGUGGUGGUGGAGGCGGUGGACGACCCAUGGGUCAGCCGCUGGGGGAAGCUGUGGAGCACCCAGGGGGUGGCUACGGUGGCGGCCCAGAGGGGUACGGAGCACCUGCAGCAGCAGCAGCGGGAGCAGGUGGUGCAGGUGGUGGGGGUGGAGAUGACCUCGAGCCGGAGGAGGCCGGGAGAGGAGCAGCAGCAGCGGGCGGAGGGGGCAGGGCGCCCCGGAGGCGGAGAGGCGGUCAGCUGCUGAUGCAGCCGCCUGCACACCCGGAGCAGGAACAACAGGAGGGAGCGGGAGGAGGUGGAGGAGGAGCCGCGGGUGCUGCUGCUGCUGCUGGGCCUGAGCAGCAGCAGCCGGCAGGGGGCGACGGACCCAUGGGUCACCAGCAACAGCAGCUGCAAACCCCCCAGCCCCAGCAACCUCAGUUGCUGAUCCCGCCCCAGCCGGUGGGCAGCUACGUGCCGUACGGCAGUCUGGGUCCGGGGAGCCACAUGGGGCCGGGGGGGCAGCUGCCGGUGGUGCUGCCCACCACCCCGCACCACCUGCUCCCCGAGAAGUUCAGCACCAGUCGUGUGUUCGGGUGGCAGGAGAAGGUGUACAGCCGGGGGGAGGUGGCGGCAGCGCAGGCGGCAGCGGCGCUAGCAGCGGGCGCCACCCUCUCCCCCCCCAUGGUGCCGCCGGGCGGAGGAGGGGAUGCAGGUGCUACUGCGGCUCCCUCCCGGCGGCUGCGGGCGCUGGGGUCGCAGAGCGCACUGUACAACAAACACCUGGACCCCCGCACGCCCGGCUCGCUGCUGUUCAGCUACGUGCAGACGGACGAGUUCUGCGACGCGCAGGAGCUAGGGCGCACCGUGACCACCAGCGGAUACGAGGGAGAGAAUGUGUUGGUCACCAAGCUGCUGGGUAACGCCAAGGGCCGGCAGCAGGUGCUUUCCUUCCGCUCCAUGUACAUCGUGGCGGACCUGGGGGGGGAGGGGGAGCCGGCGGGGGCCAACGACAAGGUCCUCGUUUCCAUCCGCGCCUACCCCGACGGUUCCUUCGACAUGUGCCCCGCCUUCUCGCGACCCACGGGUCACCGCUACCGCUUCGAAGACCGCCACGGCGCCAUCUACGAAUACGUCGUACAGUCCGCCAGCCCCGCCUCCCAACACGAGCUGGGCGGGGGAGGGGUGGGGGGUGGCGGGGCGCUGGAGCGGCGGGCGGCCAAGCUUGAGAGGGCGGUGGUGGCGAGGGCGGAGGAGCUGAGGAGGGCGGCUUUGAAGACGGACUUUGAGAAGCCGCCUGCCUCGGGCGCCACCCGGCUGCUGCUGCUGGGUGAGAUCCAGGCGGCCGCUGACUUCCCGCUGGACCGGCUGUACGUG